Molecule: messenger RNA, 2545 nt
Organism: Pseudogymnoascus destructans
Lineage: Eukaryota; Fungi; Ascomycota; Leotiomycetes; Thelebolales; Thelebolaceae
Gene: ARP3
Product: actin- protein
Exons: 5
Coding region: 124-1446 (440 amino acids)
Biological process (GO): Arp2/3 complex-mediated actin nucleation
Cellular component (GO): Arp2/3 protein complex; actin cortical patch
Molecular function (GO): actin filament binding
Source: RefSeq, a predicted model, not a curated record
CUCGAAGGUAACAACUUCCCUGCGAUGCUGACGCCGCUGCUAUAUAUCUCUACAACAGCUUCGUCCAUUUUCAUUGAAGCUGUUGGUAUAUUGAGCGCCUGAAGAAGCCCCCCAACCCCCAAGAUGGCGAACCAUACCCCCGCCGUUGUCAUGGACAACGGCACAGGUUUCUCGAAGCUCGGGUUCGCUGGGAAUGACUCGCCGUCCUUCGUAUUCCCUACCGCCAUCGCGACCAAGGGCGGGGCACCAGGAGCCGGAGGCACUGGAUCUGGCCGCCCAGGUGUCGGAGCGAAGCCAUCGUUUCUCACUGGUGGAACUGGAUCAGGUGGUGGAAACCUAUCUAUGAAGAGAGGGACAGAGGACCUGGACUUCUUCAUCGGUGACGAGGCCUUGGCAGCCGCGAAUGGACCAGGAUACGGAAUUCACUAUCCCAUUCGCCACGGUCAAGUUGAGAACUGGGAUCACAUGGAGCGCUUCUGGUCGAACUCGAUAUUCAAAUACCUGCGCGUUGAGCCAGAAGACCAUCACUUCCUGCUCACCGAACCUCCGCUAAACCCACCGGAGAACCGCGAGAAUACCGCCGAGAUUAUGUUCGAAUCGUUCAACUGUGCCGGUCUAUACAUCGCUGUCCAAGCAGUGCUCGCCCUCGCUGCCUCGUGGACCUCCUCGAAGGUAUCCGACCGGUCUCUUACCGGAACGGUUAUCGACUCUGGUGAUGGUGUUACCCACGUCAUUCCCGUUGCUGAGGGAUACGUUAUCGGCUCAUCCAUCAAGUCCAUCCCAAUCGCCGGUCGUGAUAUUACCUACUUCGUGCAAUCCCUGCUGAGAGACCGCGGCGAGGCAGACUCGAGCUUGAAGACUGCUGGAGAGAUCAAGGAAGAAUACUGUUACGUUUGCCCCGAUAUUGUUAAGGAGUUCAGCAGGUUUGAUAAGGACCCCACACGUUUCGUGAAGCACCUUGUCACCCAGCCCGGCGGAAGGAAGGUCUCGGUCGACGUUGGCUACGAGCGUUUCCUGGCCCCAGAGAUCUUCUUCAACCCCGAGAUCUACUCCUCCGAUUUCCUGACCCCCCUCCCACAAGUGGUCGACACCGUCAUCCAAACCUCGCCCAUUGAUGUGCGUCGUGGCCUCUACAAGAACAUUGUCCUAUCGGGUGGAUCCACUCUCUACAAAGAUUUCGGUCGCCGGUUACAGCGCGACAUCAAGCAUCUCGUUGACGCUCGCAUCCGCGCCUCGGAAGCGAAGAGCGGAGGCGCAAAGUCUGGCGGCCUGGAGGUACAGGUUAUUACGCACAAGCGCCAGAGACAUGGUCCAUGGUUUGGUGGAAGUUUAUUGGGACAGACGCCCGAGUUCAGGAGUUACUGCCACACCAAGGCGGAGUAUGAUGAGAUAGGCCCAUCCAUUGUGCGGAGAUUUGCUCUGUUGGGAGGUCCAGGUGGCUCAUAGAGUGAGAUGGGUUCGGGAGGUAGUGAGUGGGUGAGAUAGGGGGGAGGAAAAGCUAUAGAUACUGUAGUUUCAAGCGCCAUUGAAGUUGAUAUUGACUUAUGCUACGGCUGGUGACUAUCCUGCCUGAGAAAGCCUUGGACAUUCCAAAAAGGCUACAGCCUCAUCAGCAUAACCGGACUCUGUUAGAGUGGAUUCUGCUCCCAGUCUAGAGGGAUGUCAGGAUUGGUGGCAGAGCUAGAGUUUGAUUCUGUCAUUUAUCCCUUAUAUUUGUGGCCAUGGCCUGAUUGAGGUCACUAUGACGGAGAGUUGUCAAGGGACCCUUGCAAUGGCACCGGUCCCAGGGUUUUGACAACCCCUAGUCCCCUCACAUAUUCUAUUUAAUUCGCUAUAGGUUUUCACAUACGAUUGGAGCAAGGGAGUGAGUGAAGACGGAUAUCUCCUUCUUUGGUGCUUCGGGAGAAGUUAUAACCUGUCACGACACCACCUACGUAAUGGGGCCUGAAAGUCACCUGUUCAGGGCAUUCCGUAUGUUGUCAUUCGGGACCAUAACUUUGUUUUCCUAAUGUCUGAAAUAAUCCCAUAUUAUAAUUUAUAGCUAUAGGGCAGCCUUGUAUUUGCAGUUACCAAGUCGACUACGGCAAUCGUGGGCAAUCACAGACUAUGGACAAUUUACCAGAUACUCAGUGGGCACAAGUUGCCCAAGGUCCCGGUGACAGUAGGCUCUACCCCCUGUUCUCUCUUCAUGUCUCUCGACAUGACCUUUCCUCUGUCAGAGAAAGGCGGUCAUUAAGCUGUCUUAGAGGUCGAAUACAAGAAGAUCCCUGUCCCUAUCCCCGCAGAUGAAGUCCUAGUUAAUAUAAAAUUCUCUGGGGUUUGCCAUACGUGCGUCUCCUAUACUCUCAUCACAUAUCAAAGCAUCACAAAGAUCGUGCUAAUAGAAUAGCGAUUUACACGCCCUGGCCGGAGACUGGCCUCUCAAAACCAAAUGGCCCUUAAUUGGAGGCCAUGAAGGCGCCGGCGUCGUAGUCGAGCGCGGCGAACUCAUCAGCGAUGUCAAAAUCGGAGACCAUGUCGGUGUAAAAUGGCUGAACGGUUCCUG